Messenger RNA from Rhododendron vialii, 2107 nucleotides. Its product is annotated as probable polyamine transporter At1g31830. NCBI's taxonomy places the organism in Eukaryota, Viridiplantae, Streptophyta, Magnoliopsida, Ericales, Ericaceae. Gene Ontology annotation, biological process: transmembrane transport. Gene Ontology annotation, cellular component: membrane. Gene Ontology annotation, molecular function: transmembrane transporter activity. The transcript is spliced from 2 exons. The record is from RefSeq and is a predicted model, not a curated record. Bases 190 to 1803 code for a protein of 537 amino acids.
CCAUUCCUAACCAAAAAUGCAAACAAAACAACAAUUUAUUUGCCUUUCAACUUACCUCGCUUGUCCUUGAAACUGCCAAAGUCAACUGAAGAGUAGCACGCCUACUCUCUCUCUCUCUCUCCCUCUCUCUCUCUCUCUCUCAAUUUUUUUUGGGCUGGCACCAGCCUUGGAGUAUUCUUACAGUGAUAUAUGGUGAUAGUUCAAACAGAAACAGAGGAAGUAACUGAUCAAGUUGGCCGUCAAAGCAGCGUAAGAAGAGAACAAGAAGUUGGCCCCAGCCAAGAAUAUGGCAACACCACCGAGGACGACAACAACGACGAGGAGCUUCUUACAAUGAAUAUCAAGAAACUAAGGAAUGCAGCAAAUUGGGAAACUUCCAUUGCAAUGGGGGAAUACAGUAGCGAAUCAUAUUUGGAGAUUGAUAAAGUACCUUCUCCUAGGGGAAAUAAAGCAAGGAAAGUCUCAGUGCUGCCCCUUGUUUUCCUCAUCUUCUACGAGGUAUCAGGGGGGCCAUUUGGGGCUGAGGAUACCGUACGAGCAGCCGGGCCGCUUCUAGCCCUAAUCGGGUUUUUGGUAUUCCUAUUUGUAUGGAGUGUACCAGAGGCCCUAAUAACUGCAGAGUUGGGCACCAUGUUUCCAGAAGACGGUGGCUAUGUGGUUUGGGUUUCAUCCGCAUUGGGCGAAUAUUGGGGGUUUCAAGAAGGUUGGAUGAAAUGGCUAAGCGGGGUAAUCGAUAAUGCCCUAUACCCGGUUAUGUUUCUUGAAUAUCUGAAAUCGGCAAUCCCAGCUUUAUCUGGUGGUUUACCAAGAGUCGGUGCAACGCUGGGCUUGACUGCUCUCCUCACUUAUAUGAAUUAUAGGGGAUUAAACAUAGUGGGAUCGGCUGCUGUAGUGUUAGGAGUUCUCUCACUCCUUCCAUUCGGUCUGAUGGGAGUUAUCGCCAUCCCAAAAGUAAGGCCUUCAAGAUGGUUAGUGUUAGAUUUACACAAUGUUGACUGGAACUUGUACCUAAACACUCUAUUUUGGAACUUGAAUUACUGGGAUUCAGUGAGCACAUUAGCUGGAGAGGUGGAUAAUCCGGAAAAGACUCUACCAAAGGCUCUAUUCUAUGCUUUUAUCCUUGUUGUUUGUGGGUAUUUUUUUCCUUUACUAAUUGGUACAGGAGCCGUACCACUUAACCUUGACUUGUGGACUGAUGGGUACUUUUCAGAUAUUGCCAUGACGGUUGGUGGAGUAUGGUUGAGGUUUUGGAUUCAGGGGGCAGCCGCAAUGUCAAAUAUGGGGAUGUUUGUGGCUGAGAUGAGCAGCGACUCUUUUCAACUUCUUGGUAUGGCAGAGAGAGGGAUGCUUCCCGAGUUUUUUUCCAAGAGAUCACGUUAUGGAACUCCUCUAGUUGGAAUCUUAUUUUCAGCUUCUGGGGUUAUUUUGCUUUCAUGGCUGAGUUUUCGAGAGAUAGUAGCAGCGGAAAACUUUUUGUAUUGUUUUGGAAUGGUUCUAGAGUUGGUAUCAUUUGUAAGGUUAAGGAUGAAAUACCCAGCUGCAUCUCGGCCUUAUAAGAUACCUGUGGGAACAGUUGGAUCAAUCCUCUUGUGUGUUCCUCCAACCAUGAUGAUUUGUGUUGUGUUGGCUCUUUCUUCGCUCAAAGUGGCGGUUAUAUGCAUCGUUGCUAUGCUGAUUGGGCUAGUGUUGCAGCCUUGCCUCAAGCACGUUGAGAAAACAAAAUGGCUCAAUUUCUCAGAGAGUUCUGAUCUCCGUGAUCUUCAUGGUGUUGCUCAAGAGGAUACUGAAUCUUUGAUUAAGUAAUAAAUUGCAGUCCUACAUCUGCCGACAAAAGAAAUGUUAUUUCUUCAUCAAGCUCUUGAAAGGGUUCCCGUGGAGGACAAGCUAGAAUCAUAGUUUUUGUAUGUCAUCAAGGUAUUUGCCCUGCUUAGAUGUUUAAAAGUGGUCAAUAUAUAGAAGCGACGGAUUGGAAUACUGACCUAGUUUGAAUCGACACUGUAAGUCUGUAACUAUGCGAUGAAAUUUUAGUCAUCUAAAGAGACUCAAGUUUGAGUCUUCUUUCACUUUCCUGUGAAAAGAAUUGCAAUGAAGUCGAUCAGUUGAACCU